Messenger RNA from Lathyrus oleraceus (garden pea), 1348 nucleotides. Its product is annotated as plant intracellular Ras-group-related LRR protein 6. The transcript has 2 exons. Gene Ontology annotation, cellular component: cytoplasm. The record is from RefSeq and is a predicted model, not a curated record. Gene Ontology annotation, molecular function: protein binding. Bases 180 to 1232 code for a protein of 350 amino acids. Lineage: Eukaryota; Viridiplantae; Streptophyta; Magnoliopsida; Fabales; Fabaceae.
ACUUCGCCGUUACUUGUCAUCCAUACACUCAGAUCUUCACUUCGCAUUUAUAAACCAAACAAACUGUCUCUCUUUUCUCUCAUCUCACUCUCGUCCUUCAUCAUCAACCUCUCAUAUUACAUGAACCUUAAACAACAACAACAACAACAACACCGUCAUCAUCAUAUAGUUGUGCAAAGAUGAUGUACGAACAGCAACAACGGUUACAGCAACCGGUGGAGAGGACAACAUAUAGUAAUAAUUCGAAUUUGAUUGAGGAAACUGAGAGGCUUGAAAUAGUUAACUUGAGUGGCAUGUCCUUGGAUUCUCUUCCCAACCCUUCUCUCAAUUUAGCUUCCAUUUGCAAGUUAGACCUAUCCAACAACAAUAUUCAGAAUAUUCCGGAAUCAUUGACGGCGAGAUUGGUGAACAUGGUGGCGUUGGAUGUGCACUCAAACCAGCUCAGAACUCUCCCAAACUCCAUUGGCUGCCUCUCAAAGCUCAAGCUUCUGAAUGCCUCCGGCAACCUCAUCCAACACCUCCCUAAAACGAUUGAGAAUUGCAGAGCCCUAGAAGAUUUGAACUUAAAUUUCAACAAGUUGAUUCAGUUACCAGAGAACCUAGGGUUUGAGCUAAUAAACCUCAAGAAACUGUCCAUCAACUCCAACAAACUUCUCUUCUUUCCACACUCCAUCUCUUAUCUCACAUCUCUGAAAGUUCUAGACGCACGUCUCAACUGUCUCAGGUCUCUCCCAGAAGAUCUCGAGAAUCUCAUCAACCUUGAAACCCUAAACCUGAGUCAGAAUUUUCAUUUCUUGGAGUCAAUUCCAUACUCCAUAGGACUUCUAUUGUCUCUCGUCGAACUCGACAUCAGCUACAACAAGAUCAAGUCCUUGCCGGACUCCAUUGGUUGUCUCAGUAAGCUUCAAAAGCUGAGUGUGGAAGGGAACCCUCUCGUUUCACCACCACCGGAAGUCGUGGAGCUUGGUUUGCACGCGGUGAAGGAGUAUCUCGGUAACAAGAUGAACGCUGGCCAUCAGAGUCCGACUAAGAGUCCUACUAAGAAGAAGUCAUGGGUUGGACGUUUGGUUAAGUAUGGAACCUUCAAUGUCAGAAAUGCACCACGUGAAGAACGUGAAGCUUUCAUCGUCUCUGAUGAUGAUAGAUCUAUCGAAACUCUUGCUUCUCCUCGUUCCACGGGGAUGUUUUCGCCGCGUCGUCUCUUCUCCGGUCGUAAUUACUUUAGCCAUUGAAGGGAAAUUUUGCUUUUUUUAGACUAUUGCUUUAAACAACUAGGUUGCACUUUUUUGAUAUGGAAAUAAAAUGUUAUAUCUUGUUGAAAAUAAUGAAAUAUAAACGUGUGCUUCAA